Molecule: messenger RNA, 2141 nt
Organism: Galeopterus variegatus (Sunda flying lemur)
Lineage: Eukaryota; Metazoa; Chordata; Mammalia; Dermoptera; Cynocephalidae
Gene: RASGRP2
Product: RAS guanyl releasing protein 2 (calcium and DAG-regulated)
Exons: 16
Coding region: 193-1902 (569 amino acids)
Biological process (GO): Ras protein signal transduction; positive regulation of GTPase activity
Cellular component (GO): plasma membrane
Molecular function (GO): guanyl-nucleotide exchange factor activity; calcium ion binding
Source: RefSeq, a predicted model, not a curated record
GCCGACAACUCCGCCCCUGCCCAGCAGGGGGCGUGCCCGCCCCGACGCGUUCCAGCCCCCGAGGCCGCUCCCCCGGCCUGCGCCUCCGUACACUCCCGCUCUGCCUCUCCCGGGACAGGGGUCUGUCUGGUCCGAGCCCCGUGGGAGGCUCCCGGAGCGCAGCUUGGGCCCAGCCCACCAGCGCCUGAGGCCAUGGCGGGCACCGUGGACCUGGACAAGGGCUGCACGGUGGAGGAGCUGCUCCGCGGCUGCAUCGAAGCCUUCGAUGAUUCCGGGAAGGUGCGGGACCCGCAGCUGGUGCGCAUGUUUCUCAUGAUGCACCCCUGGUACAUCCCGUCCUCUCAGCUGGCGGCAAAGCUGCUCCACAUUUACCAACAAUCCCGGAAGGACAACUCGAAUUCAUUGCAGGUGAAAACGUGCCACCUGGUAAGGUACUGGAUCUCAGCCUUCCCAGCGGAGUUUGACUUGAACCCGGAGCUGGCUGAGCAGAUCAAGGAGCUGAAGGCUCUGCUAGACCAAGAAGGGAACCGUCGGCACAGCAGUCUCAUUGACAUCGAGAGCGUCCCCACCUACAAGUGGAAGCGGCAGGUGACCCAGCGGAACCCCAUGGGACAGAAAAAGCGCAAGAUGUCCCUGUUAUUCGACCACCUGGAGCCCAUGGAGCUGGCCGAACAUCUCACGUACUUGGAGUACCGCUCUUUCUGCAAGAUCCUGUUCCAGGACUAUCACAGUUUCGUGACUCAUGGCUGCACCGUGGACAACCCCGUCCUGGAGCGAUUCAUUUCCCUCUUCAACAGUGUCUCGCAGUGGGUGCAGCUCAUGAUUCUCAGCAAGCCCACAGCCCCGCAGCGCGCCCUGGUCAUCACACACUUCGUCCAUGUGGCAGAGAAGCUGCUGCAGCUGCAGAACUUCAAUACACUGAUGGCGGUGGUCGGAGGCCUGAGUCACAGCUCCAUCUCCCGCCUCAAGGAGACCCACAGCCAUGUCAGCCCUGAGACCAUCAAGCUCUGGGAAGGUCUGACGGAACUGGUGACGGCCACAGGCAACUACGGCAACUACCGGCGCCGGCUGGCAGCCUGUGUGGGCUUCCGCUUCCCCAUCCUGGGUGUGCACCUCAAAGACCUGGUGGCCCUGCAGCUGGCAUUGCCUGACUGGCUGGACCCUGCCCGGACCCAGCUCAAUGGGGCCAAGAUGAAGCAGCUCUUCACCAUCCUGGAGGAGCUGGCCAUGGUGACCAGCCUGCGGCCACCAGUGCAGGCCAACCCCGACCUGCUGAGCCUGCUCACGGUGUCUCUGGAUCAAUAUCAGACGGAGGAUGAGCUGUACCAGCUGUCCCUGCAGCGGGAGCCACGCUCCAAGUCUUCGCCAACCAGCCCCACCAGCUGCACCCCGCCUCCACGGCCACCAGUGCUAGAGGAGUGGACCUCAGCGGCCAAACCCAAGCUGGAUCAGGCCCUCGUGGUGGAGCAUAUCGAGAAGAUGGUGGAGUCUGUGUUCCGGAACUUUGACGUCGAUGGGGAUGGCCACAUCUCACAGGAAGAGUUCCAGAUCAUCCGUGGAAAUUUCCCCUACCUCAGCGCCUUUGGGGACCUCGACCAGAACCAGCCCUGGGCCUUGUGCCCGGCCUCUGGUUGGAUCCUGGGUAUCUACAAGCAGGGCCUCAAAUGCCGAGCCUGUGGUGUCAACUGCCACAAGCAGUGCAAGGACCGCCUGUCAGUGGAGUGCCGGCGUCGGGCCCAGAGUGUGAGUCUGGAGGGGUCUGCACCCUCACCCACACACACCCACCAUCGCGCCUUCAGCUUCUCCCUGCCCCGCCCUGGCAGGCGAGGCUCCCGGCCUCCAGAGAUCCGAGAGGAGGAGGUGCAGGCGGUGGAGGAUGGAGUGUUUGACAUCCACUUGUAAUAGAUGCUGUGACUGGAUCAAGACUCAUUCCUGCCUUGGAGAAAAGACUUGGACCAGAGCAGGGAGCCAGGGGGAUGGGGAUGGGGCGGGGCUGGGACAGGAGCCUGGGGCUGGGGGCGGGGCGUGAGGGUGGCAUGCAUUGAGGGCAGGACCAGGGCUGGUGUCCCUAAGGUGUACAGACUGUUGUGAAUAUUUGUAUUUUCCAGAUGGAAUAAAAAGGCCCGUGUAGUUAACCUGGA